Stegostoma tigrinum is the source of this 4642-nucleotide messenger RNA. RefSeq names its product nudE neurodevelopment protein 1 (gene nde1). The record is from RefSeq and is a predicted model, not a curated record. The transcript has 9 exons. Gene Ontology annotation, biological process: establishment of mitotic spindle orientation; cell migration; chromosome segregation. Gene Ontology annotation, molecular function: microtubule binding. Gene Ontology annotation, cellular component: centrosome; kinetochore; kinesin complex. Lineage: Eukaryota; Metazoa; Chordata; Chondrichthyes; Orectolobiformes; Stegostomatidae. Bases 538 to 1590 code for a protein of 350 amino acids.
CGACUUAGUGAGAGAGAGGAACAUGAAGAAGCUGAGAGUGUGGGAAAAGGCCAGGCAGAGAGAGAAUAUGCAGGGAUAGACAGGAGAAAAAAAAAGGAAAAGAGUAUAUAAAGUGAUAGAUAUAGAGAGAAGAACACCGACUAAAGUGUAGCAGUGUGCCUAUACACAGAGUGAGAGACACUUGCAUGUGCAGGGGGAGAGAGAGAGAGAAUUAACAGGGAUAGAAAGAGUUUUUAAUAGAGGGACAGGGAGAAGGAGAGACGGAGAGAAAGACAAGGGGUGUGUGUGUGUGUGUGUGUGAGAGAGAGAGAGAGAGAGAGGGCGGGCGGGCGGUAGAGGGUGUGCGCGGGCCGGGGGCAGAGAGAGGACACUGUCCCCGCUGCAGAGAGAGGGACUGGGGGUGUGUAUCUGCGGACAGCCCGGACUUCCUUCCUUCCUUCCCAGAGACAGGGGCCUGAGGCCUAGGCACGGACUCACUCCCUCAGCCGGGGUGGGGGACAGGAGCUGACUGACGGACCGGGCCAAGGGUACAGGCCGAUGGAAGACAGCAAAUUUGGACCUAUUGCAAUGGAUGAUUUGGAAACGAUGGCUUUUGAAUCCGUUGAGGAUGAAAUUGCUUAUUGGAAAGAUCUUGCUUUAAAAUACCAACACUGUGCACAGAAUACUCGGGAAGAGCUAAUCGAGUUCCAGGAAGGAAGCCGUGAAUUAGAAGCAGAGCUGGAAACACAGCUGGAGCAUGCUGAAAGCAGAAAUCGAGACUUGUUGUCAGACAACAAUCGUCUCCGCGUGGAACUUGACUUGUUUAAGGAGAAGUUAGAGGAGCACCAUUCAGAGAAUUAUAAACGGAUUACUAUGCUGCAGGAUGAGCUCGCUGAGACCACUGCAAUUAAAGACCAGCUGCAGAAAUACAUACGAGAAUUAGAACAAGCAAAUGAUGACUUGGAACGAGCUAAAAGAGCAACUAUUAUGUCUCUGGAGGAUUUUGAGCAACGACUGAACCAGGCAAUUGAGAGGAAUGCCUUCCUGGAGAGUGAGCUCGAUGAGAAAGAAAAUCUUUUGGUCUCUGUACAGAGACUGAAAGAUGAAGCAAGAGAUCUGAGACAAGAAUUGGCCGUACAGCAGAAGCCAGAUUCAAUCAGGAAACCCACAAGCACACCUUCAGAAUUUGAAAAUGCAACAGCCCAAACAUCUGCAACAAUGCCUUUGACCCCGCUGAUCUGUAAGGGACCCACCAGUGGGUUCCCCACGCCUGCCAUGUUUACAAAAGAUGGUUACACUGGCAGCCCUCUGACUCCAUCAGCCAGGAUAUCUGCACUUAACAUAGUGGGAGACUUGCUUAGGAAAGUUGGGGCUCUGGAGUCCAAACUUGCAUCUUGUAGGAAUUUUGUUUGGGAUCAAUCUCCAAAUCGUGCAACUUUGUCAUCCACUCAGAAUGGCAACUGUGCAAUAAAAGACAACAAUGAUAACAGAGUAUCCAAUGCCAAUUUACCCCAAUAUGACAAAGGAUCCCAACAUAAGGCGAGGAAAUCUUCUCUGGCGGACAGUUUUGGGAACUGUAGGUCCAAGGUCGUCUGUUCCCCUCAAGCAUAAAAUAUGGGCAAGCGGUAUAUGUCCUGUCUCAAAUGACACACUCUCUCUAUAUUCCAAAUAUUUUUUUGAUUUUCAUUGUAUUUCCAGGUUAGCCAAAAGGCUGGAGUUUGGGACACUUGCAUCGAAGGUCUAUUCACAAGCAACUGCAUCACCUCAGGGUGUAGUCAAAAUCUUGCUUUGAACCAUGGUAAUUUGUUUUAGAAAAUUUUUUUAAAUGAAUUUUUUCCAAACCAAGCUCUCACAUUCAAUAGACAUGUUAGUGAAAUGAAAAGUUUGUUUUUUUUCUAAUGUUUUUUUUUGCUAGUGCAAGGUGAAGAUUAGUUUUUCUAAUGAAAGCCAAAAGUAGAUUUUUCUUUCAUAUUGAAGGUGCUUGGCCCAAAUUUUAAACUAUAUAGAAGCACCAUUCCACUAGAGAAGUGGGAUGGAGAGCUCAUUAAGUGGAGGGACUUACAGUUGGAUCUUUGGAAAUUGGCAAUUAACAAUGGAGUUUUGGUCUCAGUUUUGCGCACUUAAGAGUUUUGAGCUGCAUUUCAGUGAUUACAAUUUUAGCAGAGUCACAGGGAAACUGGCUCAUUGUGGAAAAUAGCCAUUUUAAGAAAUUGAUUUCUUGAAAAUUGAACUUUGUCCAAUUAGAGCUCACUUACUUGGCUUUUCAGUAAUCGGUAGCUUGAGGUUUGGCCUCUUGGUGUGUGGUUUUUUUAAAUUUUGAUUUGAAAUUAAGUUUGAUAUAUUUAAUCCACCAUUGUAACCACUGGGACAUUGAAAGAUAGUGGGAUAAAGUAUAGGUAGCUCCGUAUCAAUUUGUAGCUACUGAAAGCUCUGUCACAUUUUAUUGUUUAAUUUAUGUCAGCCUUGAAUUGGUAACCUUGAUGGUGUGUAGCACUUAACCAAAUUACUUUUCCCAAACAUUGUACAACUUGUGUAUCAAAAAUGUUUGGAUACAAUAAUGCACCUGUUCUGUAUUGUUCUGGGGCCCUUUUUUGACCAAGGUUAAAAUUACACUGAUUAAUUUGUGAAGUUGCAUAUUUCACAUGCAACUUCUUUUAUUUCUGUAUAUGUGGUGUAGUCAACAUGUCUAUAGUCCACAUGUUUCUAUAACAAUUUGAAUUAUUUCCUGCAUGCCUUUGGAAGCAUAAGUCAAUAUUUCUGUUUUCACCUUUGUAAAUAUUUGUUCUGUUACAUGUUCAUCCAUUGUUAGAUCUUAAAGUCUAAGUUUGUUCCAUUUGCUUUUAAAUGCCUAUCUGUUUCCGAAAUUAUUCCUGUCCUUAAUUCUGCUUUAUGUAAAAACUGUUGUGUACUCGUGUGUAGAAAUGUUACAACAUUUAAAUGCAAUCCCGUUACUAUAUAAGCUGAACAAGAGGACUUUUUUGUUUCACAAAAAAACCCUUUGCAAUAGAAAGAUAUUAAAGUGAUUGGCAUGUUACUAGGUCUAGCUCCCAAUUGAAAUACCAUGAUGACUAUUUCAAGGACACUUUCAUGAGUGAAGUAUAACUUAACUCUGCUCUGACGCUACCAGUGUAGUGUUCUGUUUCUGUAUAUGUUACUACUUAUAUCUGGAGAUAUUGGUUCAAGAAUUAACAAAGUAGAACUUACUGAAGAAUUUUCAUGUGGUUGCCAAGAGAAACUCAUCUUGUUUCUUUUUUUUAAAAUAGAGUGCACAAGAAAGUACAGCAGGUCAGUUGACUUCAGUCAGUUGGAGUGGGUGAGGUUUAGAGCUGGUAAGAACAGUUUGAGUAUCCAUUUAAUCUGUCGCGCAGGAUAGUUAUGAAGUUCUUUUAGAAUUGGUAUAUUUGAGCUGAGAAUGACUUUUUGUAGAACUGUUAAGCAGAUAAAGAAAAAUGACUGAAUAGUGCCUUAAUGAUCGUUAGUGCCUUUUAAUUAUGGCAGAGCCUAUUUGGAUUCUGUGGUCAAUCUAUGCCUGAUUACUGAAAAACUGGUUAAUCUCUGGAUUUAAUCUCGAGGAAGAGUAAUCUAACUAGCUGCUGAUGGACAUGAAUUUGUCUGUUUUAUUCUCUAGGUAGUGAAAGAACCACUUCACUGUUUAAUUUUAGCACCAGUGAACAAAUAGCUGAUGCACAUUAUUUCUCAGCUCAAAUUAAGGAUGUGACCCUGGGGAGGUCUGUAUACAUCCAUUACUAGGAUAAAGCCACUGCCUCACAGAAAGAGGGUGAUAUUUUCUGGUCAGAAAAGUUAACUAACCAAAGCAAAAGGGUGCAUUUAGGAUCACAAUGAACUUUAUUAUAAUCCUGAACUGCAUAUUAGAGGAAAUCCACCAGGAGGUUCUGUUCCUUGAACUGUGCUGUUUGUAUAUUUGUAUAGGACCACCCAGUUUCAGAAAGGCCCAGACACAGUCUCUGGUAGGGACUUUGAGAUUGGACUGUGCUUCCUUUUGAGCAAGUGACAAAAUUUUUGGUACCUUUUUUUUGUGAAUUUUAUUUUGACUCCAUGCAGAAUGUGCUAAUAUUUUGUCUCUGUUGUUUUGUUUUACACUUUAAUAAUCGAUCUCCAUGUUGGAGAAUGGAGCAUUUCCAGUUCUUAUUUUCUGCCUGGUGUCUAUGUUUUGACUCCUCCGCACUGCUGCAUGGUGCCUUAAUCCCAACAUCCUACAACAUUUCCAUUUUCCAGACCAGAUCUUGUGAUUUGUCUUAUUUGACAUCGAUAAAAAUGAAAUCGUCACAAGGUGACAUGUUGCAGACUAGUUAUAAUGGUGGUUUAGUGGUAAAAGAUUUUUUUUGCAAUACACAAUGGUGUAGACAUGCUCUGGAUUUGACUUGGCAACAGGAGGCAAAAGUGAAUAUGGUUGCUAGGAGAUAAAGAAGGGAAAGUACAAAUGUUUUCAUGCCUUUUAGUGGUAGUCUGUGAUUUACCCAUUUUAACCCUGUCUUGGGUGCCACAUUUUUAUUACUUUUGUGAAAUUGUGGGUAGGAAUUAACUUACUGUAUACUAUCCCAGGUUUGGGUCAAUGUUUGCUUCUAUAAAAUGUUGCCAUAUCCAGGAUUAUAAUCUGUCUGUAAUCUGUGUUUGUCAACUGAAAUAAAAUGAUCACUCACUA